This is a messenger RNA of Carassius gibelio (silver crucian carp), 2561 nucleotides long. RefSeq lists its product as uncharacterized. NCBI's taxonomy places the organism in Eukaryota, Metazoa, Chordata, Actinopteri, Cypriniformes, Cyprinidae. The record is from RefSeq and is a predicted model, not a curated record. Bases 44 to 2485 code for a protein of 813 amino acids. The transcript is spliced from 13 exons.
AGGUGCGUCUCACAGGUGAAGUGAGCUCAGGGGCUCAGGUACCAUGAUGUCCUCAGCUGUGGUGUUGAAUCUUCUGCUUCUGGUGUCCAUUGCUUCAGCAGGACACCACUAUGGAGGCUCAGUCACCUUCAGCCCUAAAGGAGCCAAUGCAGAUGGGAGCAUGAGGGUUGAGUUUCGAUUCAAGCGAACCUAUGACUGGUGUUCGUCUAGUUGGUGGUCCUGCGCCUCUGGAGAUUGUGGCUAUGAAUCCAGCAGUGUAGAAGGUCAAAUCGACAGAAGCUCUAACGGCAGAAGUGGUUACACCAACAGCUGGUGCCAAUCAGAAAAUGUUGUCACAAGAAACAUCCAUGGAAACACACCCUUUGAUCUGCAGGACUCCUCGUGCUGCUGGGUGCCUACAGUCAAUGGUGUUGGUUCGUGGUUCUUCAAAGCACAUGUAGAUCUAGGCAUAAGAGCUGAUACCAAUCAACCCAACCGCUCACCUGUCACCACUACUUUACAGCUUCUACGUGUACCCCAAAACUGUCCUCGUAAAUAUCAUCUGAUAGCCUAUGACCCAGAUGGUGACCAGGUCAGAUGUAGAUAUGGAGCUCAGCAGUAUUCUGAAUGUGCCACAUGUGACCAACCUAGUGGUUUCCAACUAGAUCAACGUGCCUGCACACUGGACUACAGCUAUGCCUCCACAACAGGCGUCUACGGAUUUGAGCUGAUUGUGGAGGAUUUCCCCAGGAAGCACACCACUCUGGCUUACACUGAUGGCUCCAGCUCUUACAGAUGCUCUCUGAGUGGUGGAAGACACCGAAGGUCAAUUACUUCGACACCGUACCCCUGGUAUUACCAAAGUUACACAACUGUCCCAUGGUGGCAACAAACUACUCCCUCACAAUGGUGGUUGUGGUGGCAAAACCAACAGUCGACCACCGCUCCACCUACAACUACUCCAUGGUGGUGGUGGCAACAGCAAUACACAACGGCUGCUCCACCUACAUCGGCCCAAUGGUGGUGGUGGCUGCAGACCACAACCACAACUACAACAACAGGACCACCUCAAGAAUACACAACUUCCAUGACUUCACAUCAGCGGUCGUACGAACCUUUCAGCAAGCUCCCUCUGCAAUUCAGUCUUCUCGUUGAUUCAGCUGCUCCUUCCUGCACUGAGGGACAUUACAUACCUCACUUUGUGUCACCAACGCCACGCAAUGGAGAUGAAAUCCAAGCUACGCCACUCCGUGAAGUGGAAAUCCGGGUUAAGGCUGCAGCAGCUUAUGCAACGGUUACUGAUGUCAUUAUCAGCGGUCCUUUGAACAUAACUAAGCACGCUUUGAGCACUGGAGAGUAUGCAAUCAGAUGGACACCAAUGAGGAACGACCUCGGCGAUCAUUUUCCCGUGUGUUUCAUUGCUGAGAGCAUGAGCGGAAGCAGCGUUUAUCAGUCUGAAAUGAGAUGUGUCAUCAUCACCGUUGGACGCCAGACUGUGAAAGCAAAUGUGAUUUGCACUGCAAACAACAUGGUCGUUGAAAUUGAGCAGCUGCACUCCGUCGGGCUCCACAAGGACUAUCUGCGACUCAAUGAUCCCGCCUGCACUUUGGACUCAAAUGGCACUCAUGUGUUGGCAAACUUCUCCCUCAAUGCUUGUGGUACCAUGAUUGAGGAGGAUGAAGAGUUCAUCAUUUUCAAGAAUGAAAUUUUCUCAACUGAUGACCCGAACAGCAUCAUUACCAGAAAGCACGAGGUGGAGAUUGAGUUCUCCUGUCGUUACGAGAAGAAAAACAACAUCUCACUGCAGUUCACCGCACGCAGACACAUAACCACCAUCACAGAGAAAGGCUUUGGUACCCUCACCUACAGCUUCGGACUCUUCAAAACAGAAAACUACUACACAGAAAUCGACGUGACUGCAUAUCCGGCAGAGUAUGAGCUUGGGGAGAUGAUUUACAUGCAGAUUGAAUCCCAGUCUGCAAUCAACAACACCGAGCUUUUUGUCGAAUCCUGUGUCGCGACACCAUACAAUGACCCCAACUACCAAACACCCUACACAAUUAUCCAAAACGGGUGUAUAUUGGAUGAAACGGUUGAGUUCUACACAAGCCACGAGCCAACGGUUCGCUUCGGCCUGCAAGCCUUCCAGUUCAUCGGAAUGCACGAGCAGGUGUUCCUCAGCUGUUCGGUGAUUCUGUGCGAGGCCAACAAUCCCAACACCCGCUGCUCUCAGGGUUGCGUCAGCAGCACAGUCGCUCCACCGGCCCACCACCAUCACAGAAGAGAGGCUCCCAUCCAGACCGGCAGUCACUUAGUCUCCCAGGGUCCCCUGCGGCUGAAGAGGAGCGUAGAGGAGCAUGAAGUGUCCUCCACAGUCUUGAACCUGAAUCUGGUUUUCAUUGUGGGAUGUCUCCUUGCAGCUGUUGGCAUGGUGUGUGGUGUUCUCAUCUACAGAACCAGGAGAUCAGACGUCAAAUAUCAGGCUCUUAAAUCAGAUGACAUUUAAUGGAUCUUCUCAAAGAAUACAAAAAAUGUGUCCUCUUUUCUCACUGAUAGAAGAUUCUGGCUUCAAAAGACUUGGU